Aspergillus caelatus is the source of this 405-nucleotide messenger RNA. RefSeq lists its product as uncharacterized. The record is from RefSeq and is a predicted model, not a curated record. The transcript has 2 exons. Bases 1 to 405 code for a protein of 134 amino acids. NCBI's taxonomy places the organism in Eukaryota, Fungi, Ascomycota, Eurotiomycetes, Eurotiales, Aspergillaceae.
AUGCUAUAUGAUGACUCGCUUCGUGAGCUUCCGAUUCGUCAAUUAUGCAGUAAGCUUGUUGGCUUGCAUACAUUCAAAGAUCAUCGCUUCCGGAUCGUACCUGAACGGGCUGGCGAGGAUCUAGAUGAUAUUUGUCGGGCUUUUGGUAGCUGUCUUGUAUUGAUGCAUUUGAAGGACAUUUAUGAAAGAUACUCUGGGGAUGAUGCGGAGGACGAUGAACGCUACUCAGAUGAGAGAAUCCUUUCUUUUCUACAGAAGUUCACAGACGAGUACGGAGCAUAUAUUGAGUCUCUAUCAGAUGAAAAGGUCUUUGAGAUUCUUGGAGUUAUCGAAGACCCAAAGUUUGGAUGGAUGCUCAGUGAGCUGAGGAAAAGAUGUACGAAGAGCACUUUGGGGGAACGGUGA